Molecule: messenger RNA, 1461 nt
Organism: Racocetra fulgida
Lineage: Eukaryota; Fungi; Glomeromycota; Glomeromycetes; Diversisporales; Gigasporaceae
Source: the annotation of a GenBank genome assembly
AUGUUAGUUUACCUUUCAUCACUCAAUGAUGCCGAAAAAGCUGACCUUAAGGAUCUAUUAAUUAAAAAUUCUUAUGACGCCGAAUUUAUAUCGGAAUUAUUAAACCAAAAAAAACCAUUAUUCAAUUAUCCUAUGAUGUUACAAGAACUUUCAAUUGUGAAAUUGGAGAUGGCUGUACAAUCUUGGAUUCACAGAUGCGCUAUUGAAUUCGGUUGUCAAAUGAAUCAAAUGGACGAACAAUUAAGCUUAAUGACUUCAAUUUUGUGUAAAUUAUUUUUAAGAAAUUCGGUAAAUUUAAGGUGUUUUAGGGUUGAUAAAAUUCCAAGCCAUGAUGACAUUCCAGAGCUUUCUCCUCUUCUUGAAAUCACUCCGACUCUCGGAUUUACAGGAUUAUCAAAUAUUACAAAGCUCGAAAUUGAUUAUUUCCAACAACCCAUGUUGAAAAACACUAUAAAUUUAAUGAAAACAAUUCCAAAAUUAUGUAGAAGAAUUCAAACUUUGAAUAUCAAGCUCCCGAUGUUCGAAAGUAAUCCUGAUGUCGUAGAAGCAAUAGUAUCAAUUAUAACUACUCAGAAUAGAUUAAGAGAAUUUAGUCUAGAGGGUGUGGAAAAUGAAAAUGAUUCCCAAGUUAUCAUUCAUGCAUUACAAUCCCAAGUUCGUUCAUUAACCUCCGUAGAAAUAGACAGAGUCAACAUCACGACAUUGUCACUGUACGCUUUGGCUAAAUGUACGAAUUUGGAAAAUCUUAAAAUAUCAAAUUGUCGAAAACUCACGGUCCAAGACAUGACUAAUACUGUAACUACGACUCCCUCGACCGUUGAUGAAUUGUGGAAUUUAAUCAAAUUUGAGAAUUUAAAGAAAUUACAUAUUACAAAAUUACAAAGGAAUGCCAUAAUUUAUUCCUUGAUAAUUCAAGCUGCUGGAAAGUCAUCCUUACGGGAAUUAACAAUGGACAUAAUAACGCAGGAUACGAUUAAUUCUAUGAUCGAGAAUUGUUCAAAUAUCACACAUCUUACUCUCGUGGAUUAUUGUCCGUCCCUUCAUGACCAUUUGUUAAGCUCUUUAUUCCAAACAUUACAAAACGUCACUCACUUAACCAUUCAAACACCAUCAAAAUCUCAUCCUAUUUUGGCGUCCGAAUCCACUAUCAUUUCAGGAAAAUCGCUUCCAUCUUCGCUCACAUAUUUAAGACUUCAAUGUGGAUUUAAAUUAGAUGCAUUGUUAAGUGAUUGUAAAGCGAAAUUAAAAGUAUUGAUUGUUGACGUUGUUAAAACUUUGUAUAUGGAUAUGAAGGUGAUUUCAGGUUUUAUUAAAGGACAAGCAGGGUCUUCGGUAAAGUAUCUUGGAGUUGGAAUUGGAGGUGAAGCCAGAUGGAAUGGCAAAGUGGUAAAAGAGUUGGAAGAGUUGAAAGAAAAUUUUGGUGUCUGCGUUAUUCCUUGGUACGAAUUUGAAAAAUGGUAG